Stomoxys calcitrans (stable fly) is the source of this 3200-nucleotide messenger RNA. RefSeq names its product endoplasmic reticulum metallopeptidase 1. NCBI's taxonomy places the organism in Eukaryota, Metazoa, Arthropoda, Insecta, Diptera, Muscidae. The record is from RefSeq and is a predicted model, not a curated record. Gene Ontology annotation, molecular function: metalloexopeptidase activity. Gene Ontology annotation, biological process: proteolysis. The transcript has 10 exons. The coding region runs from base 388 to 2979 and encodes 863 amino acids.
UUUUAUCGAUUUCGAUAUCUACACUCUCAGAUAAGACGACGCCUACUACGGCCACAGAAUGAGACUUUAUUUUCUGGAUAUUUGAAACACUGAACACCAGUGAAGUUCUUUAAUUGGAUAUGAAACUCGUGGCCGAAAAGACGUCUUCUUAAAAGUGAAAACGAAAAACGUGAUAAUUCGCAGCGGGAAAUUUUAAACACAGAAGACACUCGCCAGCCGCUGACAUAUCCUUUUCGAAGGAUCUGCCUUGGACAGCUGUAGCGAUCGUACGGCUAACAUAUCCUUUUCAAAGGAUUUGCCUAAAUAGCUGUUACAAAAUUCCUUGUGCCUUGUGCGUGUGUGUGUGUGUGUACAAUUGCCUUCAAAAAAAGGAUAGCAACUUAGAAUAUGGGUUUCAAAACACAAUACGACAUUGAAGUGGAUUUUGAAGUGCCCAAAAAGAUUCCUUGGUACUAUGCACCCUUCUUUGCAGCAUUUUGGCUUAUUCUCUAUGUGGCGGUAGUGGUAACGCAAAUAAAUCACCUGCCAAAUGCUCUCAAUCACAAAGAUGAAAUUGACCAUCCUGAUGCCUUUAUAGCCGAAAGAGCGGAAAUGCAGUUGAUUAACUUAUCACGCAUCGGACCCAAGGUGGUGGGCAGUGAGGCCAACGAGGUGACAGCCGUAAAUUUCCUCAGGCAGCAAAUCGAAGAGGUCAAGGCGCAGGCUAGCGAUUACUUUCAGUUCGAGGUUGACGUGCAAUUGGCAACGGGCAGUUAUGUGCACUGGUCCAUGGUCAACAUGUACCAAUCGAUACAGAAUGUUGUGGUCAAAAUGAGCGCCAAAGAUUCGACCAGCGAGAAUUACCUGCUUAUCAAUAGUCACUACGACAGUGUGCCCGGCAGUCCUGGAGCUGGAGAUGCAGGCUCUAUGAUCGUUGUCAUGUUGGAGGUAAUGAGGGUGAUAGCCAAGUCGAAUGGACCUCUGAAACAUCCCAUAGUGUUCCUAUUCAAUGGAGCAGAAGAGAAUCCGCUACAAGCAUCGCAUGCCUUUAUUACUCAGCACAAGUGGGCCAAUAAUUGCAAAGCUUUGAUAAAUUUGGAUGCUGCUGGCAGUGGUGGUCGGGAAGUGCUAUUUCAAUCUGGACCUGAGCAUCCAUGGUUGAUGCGUUAUUACCGGAAAGUGCCACAUCCAUUUGCCACAUCCAUGGGAGAGGAGAUUUUCCAAGCGGGCAUUAUUCCGUCCGACACAGACUUUCGCAUCUUCAGAGACUAUGGAGGAGUACCUGGAUUCGACAUGGCCUAUAUUUUCAAUGGAUACGUCUACCACACUGAAUAUGAUCGAGUCAAUAUCAUCUCCAAACGGUCCUUGCAAAAUACUGGCGAUAAUGUAGUGGUCUUGGCGAAGGGUGUUGCAAAUGCACCAGAAAUGGACAAUCCAGAGGAUCAUGCAGAAGGACAUGUUAUAUUUUAUGAUUUUCUUGGUUGGUUCAUGGUCUUCUACACCCAGACCAUAGGGAUUGUCAUCAAUGUGGUCGUAUGCGUUAUAGCCUUGCUGGCCAUUGCCGUCUCUCUGUUCUUUAUGCACGCCAGAUCGGGACUGCCCAUGAAGGGGGUUUUGAUGCGUUACUUAACUAUUUUUGCCAUACAAAUUGUUUCCUUGGCCCUGGCUGCGGGUUUAACAGCUUUGGUGGCCGUCUUCAUGGACGGAGUGGGAAGGCCUUUGACGUGGUUCUCGGAAACCUGGAUGCUGAUAGGGCUCUAUUUCUGUCCCAUGUUCUUUGGAAUGGGCAUACUACCGGCUUAUUAUCUAGAGAAGACGAAAAAGGAUAAACUAAGUUUGGGCUUCCGCAUUCAGUUGUUCAUGCACUCCCAUUGUCUGUUUUUGAUCAUACUGACCAUAGUAUUGACCAGCAUUGGCUUGCGGUCAUCGUUUAUGUGUAUGAUGGCUGUUCUGUUCGAUAUUGCCGCACUUAUUAUCAAUCUCAUCACUAAAUGGCACCGGAGAGCCUACUGGUUUGCCAUCGCUGCAAUGAUCUGUCAAAUUCUACCCUUUCUUUAUUAUACGUCCAUCGCUCAUGCCACAUACUUUACAAUGAUUCCAAUGGCUGGACGAUCCGGUUCGGGCUCUAAUCCGGAUCUGUUAAUAGCGGGAAUUGCCAUUUUUAUGGCACUACUGUUUGCUGGAUUUAUUAUACCAUUAUUUUUCUUCUUCCGUAAGACACGUACGAUAAUCGGUUCAUUCUUGGCCAUCACCAUACUAUUCAUUAUAAUCGCUGUUACCCCCGCAGGCUUUCCUUACAAAGCAAAGACGGCAACCCAAAGAUAUUCGUUAAUUCAUGUACAGAGAACUCUCCACAAUAGUGACGGCAGUGUGCGUCUCCAUGAGUCAGGAAUUUAUGUCUACCCCCAAGAUCGCAAUAGGGAUAGUGCGGAUGAAUAUAUCAAAGCUAUAGGAGAGAAGCAUAAGGUCAGCGAAUAUUGCGAUGCGGAAAUGUUUUGUGGCAUGCCUUUGUACAACCACAGAUGGCACAAGGCUAGAGAGCGCAGUUUUUGGAUACCCACCGAGGAAGAUCCUAAUUUACCUGGACCAAGACCGACACUUACACUUACGAACAGCUAUAAGUUGGAUUCCGAUGAGACUAAACGAUUCGAGUUUAAUUUGCAAGGUCCCGAUCAUAUGACCAUUUUCAUAUGCCUCAAGGGAGAUGCCAAAAUUUUCAACUGGUCUUUCAAUGACACAAUGCUGCGAGAGCAAUGGGAGCAACCCUAUUUCAUUUAUUUUUCAUAUGGCAAAGAUGAAAGUCGAGCUCUAGACUUUAGCGUCGAUGUUGAGAAGGCCAGCGGGUCUUUCGAAAUGCCCUCCUUGGAAAUUGGCAUUGGUGGCCAUUGGAUACAUCAGAAGAUAGUGCGCACCCCAAAGUAUCAACAGUUUGUGGAAAGUUUCCCCGAAUACUCGAGCGUUAACGAUUGGAUAGCGACAUACGAAAGCUGGUACUUUUAAGUUCGAUCACAGCGUAGGUUAGGCUUCUUGAAUUUCAUUAUCAUUCGAUUGUCAGUCCAUGAUGGCAGACAAACCUUAAUCAAAUAAAAUUUAUUUAUUAUACACACAUCUAGUAAAUUAGGACAUAGACAUAAACAUGUUUAUACUAUGGAAAGAAUUUGUAAGAUUUUACUUUUAAUUUGAGCAAAAAUAAAGAGGGCAUUGCUGAGGCCAUCCGAUAA